AUGAGAUUGUCUUUGGAUACAGAAGAAAAACUAACCAUAACCUUGAGAUUCCUGGCAACUGGUAAAAAUUUUGAAGAGUUACACUUUGAAUAUAUGAUGGGGAGCAGGACCGUAUCAGCCGUAGUUAAGGAAACCUGUACAACAAUAUGGGAAGUUUUUCAACCUUUGGAAAUGAAGCCACCAUCUUCAAAAGCACAAUAUGUUGAUUUGACCAUUGACUACUCUUAUUCCCAAAAGAAAAAACAUGUAAACCGCAUUUGUGCUCAAACAAUGGACAGAUUCUCCCAGUUUCACCUGAAUAUAUUAGAAGGUAUUCUGAUGCCCAUGAUGCCAUCUAAUUUAUAA
Parnassius apollo (apollo) is the source of this 345-nucleotide messenger RNA. The record is from the annotation of a GenBank genome assembly. Lineage: Eukaryota; Metazoa; Arthropoda; Insecta; Lepidoptera; Papilionidae.